AUGAGACGGCAGGUUCCUACAUUGCAGCCAGUUCGUCCGGGUGCACAUGACCCGCGUCAGGAUGCAAAAUGGGCGCUGGAGCUAGCCCUCUAUGAGGCUUCAAUUCAUCCUGCCACGACCAAGCCUCUCAAGUUGCUUUCUUUCCCAAAGACGAUUUUCCUGAGUGAGAUCCCGAAAGGGACAGCAGCCAAGGAACUUGGAGCCUUCUUCGCGCAUGGCACUUGUGCAGAGGUGAGCUUUCACCUGCAGUCUGAGCUUGGAAGUUGGUUGGGAACAGCUACAGUCACCUUUGGCUCCCAGGCAGAGCGGGAUAAAGCUUUCAACGACCUGCCCCGCUUUGUUCGCGUUUAUGUGGGCCCACUUCGUGAUUGGGCUGGCAGGACAGACUUGGCCAAGAUGCAGGCUCAGCUAAAAGAGCAUUUCCUGAAAUUUGGCAGAGUCCGGAGUUGUCGAGUAAUGUGUCCCAGGGCCUUCCCGGGCCAGUCAGCGCUUCCCUUUUGCUUGCUGGAGUGUCAUCCAACUGCAGCCCGUGUGGUCCUGACCAAUCGGCAGGAGUAUGGAGAGCUUGGAGGGUCUCUCUCAUCUGAAAUGUUUGUAAGAGACCUCCUGGGAAAAAGCGAGGCUGAUGUUGAAAGACAGCGUGAACUUGAAGCAACCUUUGCAAACUUUGACCAUGAUGGGGAUGGAGCCUUGAACAGAACGGAGUCAUGGGCUUGGUAUCGAUUCCUUGACGAGGAUGGAGAGGAUUCUGAAGUGACAGAUCAACACCGGGCUGCAUUCCUCGAGUUCGAUGAAGAUCAUGACGAGAAAUUUUCAAAGCCAGAAAUCGCAGAGCUUUUGCUUUGCAUGGACAAGGUUGAAGCCAUGAAAGACGCAGUUGAUAUGGAAGACGAAGAGGACGAAGAAGAGGAAUAUGAAGAUGUGGCAACCGCCGAAGACGGAACAGAUGCUGAAGGUGACUCUGAGGACGAGAGUGAGGAAGAUGAAGACGAGGAAGGCGAGGAAGAAGAGGAAGACGAGGAUGCUGAGUCAAAUGAUGGUGAGAGCACCAGCUCUGAUACAGUUCUGCAUUGA
This is a messenger RNA of Cladocopium goreaui, 1074 nucleotides long. NCBI's taxonomy places the organism in Eukaryota, Dinophyceae, Suessiales, Symbiodiniaceae. The record is from the annotation of a GenBank genome assembly.